Molecule: messenger RNA, 2406 nt
Organism: Peromyscus eremicus (cactus mouse)
Lineage: Eukaryota; Metazoa; Chordata; Mammalia; Rodentia; Cricetidae
Gene: Phykpl
Product: 5-phosphohydroxy-L-lysine phospho-lyase
Exons: 12
Coding region: 72-1526 (484 amino acids)
Cellular component (GO): mitochondrion
Molecular function (GO): pyridoxal phosphate binding; transaminase activity
Source: RefSeq, a predicted model, not a curated record
GCGGGGCUAACGUAGCGGCGGAGGCGGGGCCAAGCGCGCAGUGUCUGGGCCCUGACUGGCAGCGUGGCGAGAUGGCCGCGGAUUCGCGCGCCAAGGCGGCCACUCUGGACCUGAGGCGCCGGCUGCUCAGCUCUUCCUGCAGACUCUUUUUUCCUGAAGAUCCUGUUAAGAUUAUCCGAGGCCAAGGGCAGUACCUGUACGAUGAGCAAGGGCGGGAGUUCCUGGACUGUAUCAAUAACGUGGCUCAUGUCGGGCACUGCCACCCUGUCGUGGUCCAAGCCGCACAUGACCAGAACCUGGUGCUCAACACCAACAGCCGAUACCUGCACGACAACAUCGUGGACUAUGCCCAGAGGCUGUCGGAGACCCUGCCGGAGGAGCUCUCUGUGUUUUAUUUCCUGAAUUCUGGGUCAGAAGCCAACGACCUGGCCUUGAGACUGGCUCGCCAGUACACAGGACACCAGGAUGUGGUGGUAUUGGACCAUGCUUACCACGGUCACCUGAGCUCUCUGAUCGACAUCAGUCCCUACAAGUUCCGGGACCUGGAUGGCCAGAAGGAAUGGGUCCAUGUGGCUCCUCUCCCAGACACCUACCGGGGCCCUUACCGAGAAGACCACCCCAAUCCAGCAGAGGCCUAUGCCAGUGAGGUGAAGCAUGUGAUCCACACUGCACAGGAGAAGGGCAGGAAGAUCGCAGCCUUCUUCGCCGAGUCCCUGCCGAGUGUGGGUGGGCAGAUCAUUCCCCCUGCUGGCUACUUCUCCCAGGUGGCAGAGCAUAUUCGCAGGGCUGGAGGGCUCUUUGUCGCCGAUGAGAUCCAGGUUGGUUUUGGCCGAGUAGGCAAGCACUUUUGGGCCUUCCAGCUGGAGGGGAAAAACUUUGUCCCUGACAUUGUCACCAUGGGCAAGUGCAUCGGCAAUGGUCACCCUGUUGCCUGCGUGGCCACUACCCAAGCCGUGUCAAGGGCAUUUGAAGCCACUGGUGUCGAAUACUUCAACACGUUUGGAGGCAACCCAGUGUCCUGUGCUGUGGGGCUGGCAGUCCUGGAUGUCUUGGAAACAGAACAGCUCCAAGCUCAUGCCAGUAAUGUGGGCAGUUUCCUAAUGGAGCACCUCAGCCAGCAGAAAGCCAAGCAUCCUAUUAUUGGGGAUGUCAGGGGCACUGGGCUCUUUAUCGGUGUGGAUCUGAUCAAAGAUGAGACCUUGAGGACACCAGCAACUGAAGAGGCAGAAUACUUGGUCUCCAGGCUGAAGGAGAACUACAUUUUCCUGAGCACUGAUGGCCCUGGGAGGAACGUCCUGAAGUUCAAGCCUCCAAUGUGCUUUAGCCUGGACAAUGCACAACAUGUAGUAGCAAAGCUGGAUGACAUUCUAACCGACAUGGAAGAAAAAGUAAGAAGUUGCGAGACACUGAGGAUCCAGCCAAACUCGGUCAAGCACCCUCCCGGUAAGCGGGACUUGUUUAUUCCCACCUCCACCAGGAAGUCAGUCCCCAGUGCUACAACUUGCAUUUGCUGGAUAAUGGGAUAGAAACUAAGGAUUUGGAGCAAAUGUGAUAAAACAUUCUCUAGAUAUGGAGGCUACAGGAACAAAAUGGUGACUGAAAAGGUCAGGUAGGAAAACAGCUGAAGGACCCCUGCUACAGGAGACCCUAGUCCCAGGAGUAUCUGGCACCUCCAACACUGGGCAAGGUCUCACAGAGCAUCCCACACUCACCCAGGCGUGGGGGUUUUUUAAUUUUUAUUUCAAAAGCUUGGAUAGCUUCAAUAUCCAGGUCGUGGCAAAAUCAGGACACGUGUAAAAUACCUUACAAUACAUUAGAUUCCCAAAAGGUACCAAAAAGUACAGUAAAAUUAACACUUCCAUUACUGGAAAUGUAUGACACAAAUAAUAUAAAAUUAAAAGGUGAAAAGGUGACACUGGUUUCCUAAGAUACAGUUUACUCUUUACAACCAGGGUCCACAGGUCCAGGCUGCAGAGCGGCAGCAGGAAGCAGACCCUCCAAUCUAGUACAAGGUAACCUGGUAAUAAUAAAAUCAGCCCCCUAAAGCCACUCUGGCCUCUGAGACGCCACACGCUGCCUACAACUAGAGCUCUGGAAUAGUAAACAGGAGAGUGAUUUCCGGGGGAAAUUUUAAAUAAGAUGCACAUGGGACAGGCCAUAAAAGUUUGCCAAGUUAAAUUUGGUACAUAAUUGUGUUCACUCCGCGUCCAAACAAAGCGUGUGCGGUCGUCAGUCGGCCGCUCCUGCUGCCUCUCAGUAUGGCUUGUAGUUAUUCUGAUGGCCACCGCGUCGCUGGCUCUUCCCGUAAUUUGUACUACCCUGACCUAGAAAUAAGAACAAUGUUGUAGCUACUACUUCACUGUACAUUUACCCAGUGCCAGGCGCUUACCACAUCCUCACAAUGUA